CUCAUCGUCACUCGUCGCUUAAUGCUGACGCUGCCCGCUCGCCCGUCCGCCCGCCGCCAAUGUGCGGACAUGUUCGCCAACGUUUGGCCCCCGGUUUGAACCUUGGACCCCUCCCCCGCCAUCACGCACUCCUCGGUGCCGCAGAGCCCAGAGCCCUCGCCACAAACGGCCGCCAGCUCCCCCUGCGAGCGAGCGAGCGAGCGAGCCUUGUCGGAACAAAAGUCAUCUUUCCCCCAGGGCGCACAUACGUUCAGCACCGUGGGAGAAGGCGAGAAGCCAGACGCAAGGCGAACAAGGGGCGAAUCGCAUUCAAAGGAGGGUUGCCCUCGCUGUCCUGCCGGCGCCGUGUUUGAUCACAGCCUUACGUUGGUUGCACUGCCGCCUUCGCCUCAGCCCCUCGUCGUAAGCUGGUUUGACUGCAUCCGUCCUGCCGCGUGAGGUGUCGGGACGCGAGCCGCACCGCCCGUCGGUCGCGCGCAGAGGAUAGGGAUAGGAUAUAUACGACCCGGGGAUAUGAUAAUCGCGGCACGUCAACGACGACACCAAGCGACGGACGGUUCGUGUUGAGUUGGCAGACCCGUGCCGCACCAAUUCACGCACAUCAACUCCUCUCACCAAGCCACUCGCCAGCAACACCGACGCCGCCGCCAUGGGCUUGCGCGACCUUAUCAAGAAGAAGGACGACUUGGCAGGGAAGCCGCAGGCUGAAGGGGCCGUUCACGGGCUUGGUGGACCCGAGUUUACCUUUAUACGGACCGACACCGUCUCGCAGGAGCUCCUGUACCCUCCGGGCGACGGCGCCAACGACACCUCGUACUUGUCUGCCCCCGUGGCAGCCUCCCCGACGAGCGGGAGGUCGCCGCGACGGAGUCUGGACGUCUUCCACCGCUCUCGCAGUGCAUCCGUCUCCUCGCAAGCCAGUCACCAGUCCUCCCCCACCACAAAGCGGCGUCUUUCGCACCGUCUGCACCUCAAACGGCAGCCCGAGUCGUCAGAGAAUGUCCCCACCAACCUCCCCGACAUCGCCGCCGACCCCAAGGACACGGAAGGUGCCGAGUCGCAAUGGGAAAAGCGUGCCACCAUAUUGGCUGGCCAAAAUGAACUGGCGAGAAGUCGCCCUGCGUCUCCCGGGCCUGAGGCUAGGAUGGCCGACAUGAGCCUCGGCACCCGGCAGCGCGGGAGGUCAGUGUCGUCCAAGCAGAUUGACCAGGACAUUCAAGAGGCGAUCCAGCUGCACGAGUCCGGGCACCUGGAAAAGUCGACGGUUCUGUUCGCGAGGCUUGCGGACCCGCAAGGGGCAAACAACCCUCUGAGCCAGGUGCUGUACGGGCUCGCGUUAAGACAUGGCUGGGGAUGCGAGCCAGACCCCCAAGGGGCGGUCCGCUACCUUUCAGCGGCGGCAUCCAAUUCAGCGGCUGUUGAACAGAUGGCGCUUCAGGCCGGCCUCAAGAAGGGGGGCGCGGCCAAAGGAGAGUUGGUCCUGGCCAUAUUCGAGCUGGCCAACUGCUUCCGUCACGGCUGGGGAAUACCCAAGGAUCCCAUCGCGGCGAAGCAGUACUAUGAGACUGCAGCGAACCUUGGCGACACUGAUGCUAUGAACGAGGUCGCCUGGUGUUAUCUGGAGGGCUUUGGCUGCAAGAAGGACAAGUUUGCAGCGGCAAAGUACUACCGACUGGCGGAGAAGGCGGGAAACAAGACUCUUGGUAACACUUGGAUCUGGAAAGAAAAGUAUGACCCGCCGGGUGAGGGGGCAAAGAAGAAGUAAAUCACAGGUCGCCGCAUUGGUGAAAUGCAUCCUGACACGAUAUGGUGGGCAGAUAUGCAAGUACUUUGGAAAUUAAGCAUUUACAAGCGUUCGUUCCACGACGGGCUCCAUUAUUAUGCGUCCCACUCAUCAUGGACCCAAUGGUCUAGAUACGCGCGCGCCUUUGGAAAGUUGGUUGACGCAUAAGCAAGUCCUUUCCCGCCAUGACCCUGCUUGUAGUGAUUGUACUGGGAAAGCAAGCAAACGUGUGUGUUGAAUCAACGUUGAAGUGCCUUAAUAUCAGUACACUCCCGCGUUUCACAAGACAGAGCGGUCAACCAAGUGCGAGACAAAGCUUUAGACAUACAGGCUGCUUCCCUCGCGAGCCGCGUACGCAACUAAUGACUGCUUUGCUGGCCAAUGACAGGGAACAAUAAUAAUAGUAAUGAUGCGGCCUGUUUAGGGGGCGGGAAUCCUCUCGGAGAGGAUCCACGGCAAGUUAUGGAGUACUGUACAUGCUAUCCGUUUAACAGUCGUAAGGCC
Messenger RNA from Purpureocillium takamizusanense, 2287 nucleotides. RefSeq lists its product as uncharacterized. The record is from RefSeq and is a predicted model, not a curated record. Bases 650 to 1765 code for a protein of 371 amino acids. Lineage: Eukaryota; Fungi; Ascomycota; Sordariomycetes; Hypocreales; Ophiocordycipitaceae. The transcript has 7 exons. Gene Ontology annotation, molecular function: protein binding.